AUGACACCUACACCACCGACAACCAACUCGUCCACUGGCGCUUCACCCGACAAUGGCCAGUUCCGCGUGGUGCGCAAGAGGAACCGAAUCCCUCUGUCAUGCGCGCCUUGUCGUCACAGAAAGCUGAAGUGCAACCGAGGACACCCCUGCGACAACUGCACGAAGCGCGGCGACACUACCUCCUGCGUCUAUGCCUCUCCUAGCGCGCGUAAGAAGCCAGGCAUACAUCAUGUACCGACUGGUACACCAGACGACAUGCAGAACCGUAUCGAUCGACUCGAGAGUCUGGUUCUGUCGCUCAUGACCAAUGGCUCUCAGGCUGCUGGUCCCUCAGCUGCUCACGCCGCGAUCAAUUCGAGUAGAAGCAACAGUCUCGGCACCUCGAUCAGCAUGCCCCUGGAUCCUCACAGGGACAGCAUCAGGGAAGUCGAAGGAGAAGACAGCGAUAUCAAUGAUGUUGCUCAGGACAUUGGAAUCAUGAAGAUCGAUGGUGCAAAAGCCUUCUUCGUACCAGAUGCGCAUUGGUUCGCCAUCUUGUCAGAUAUUGCCGAGGUCAAGAAUUACUUCGCCAGCCACAAGGAGCAGUACCAAGAACAAUUCAGAAAAGUCCAGGCCUCGAAGCAAGACGAUGUAUCAGGUUCAUUCCUGUUCAAGGGUCCAAGGCUGAACAACAAGACCGAAGUCCUUGUUACCUUGCCAGACAAGAAUGCUGUCGAUGAUCUUGUCAAGCGUUAUUUCCAAUCAUACGAUCCAGCUGUCCACAUUAUCCAUGGCCCGACUUUUCAGGGGCAGUAUGACAGACACUGGCAAAACCCUAACGAGACGCCAGUCACAUUCCUUGCCUUGUUAUACGGCAUGAUGACUUUGGCCUUACAGUCAUACACCAGAGCAGGUGAUGAGCCUCCGGAAUACCAGGGUAGAACGCGAGAUCUGUCUAUCUCCUUCAAGCGUCUCACGGCCCAAUGCAUCGUGCUUGCGGACGUCACACAGCCAAUGCCACAAUUGGUCGAGGCUCUGAUACUGCACAUUCAGGCUGAGCACAGCAGUAGUAGUGACGCCGAGACUGGAAUUCUCUUGCUCGUUAACCUAUGCACUCGUCUGGCUAUGCGUAUGGGCUACCACCGUGAUUCCGGCCCGUAUCCUAGUGUAUCGCCUUUCACCGCUGAAAUGAGGAGACGAGUGUGGACUUUUGUUCGCCAGGCUGACUUGUUGUUCUCCUGCCAAUUUGGUCUACCUCCUAUGGUCCGCUCUGACAACACGGACUCCGAAUUGCCUCACAACAUCUUCGACGACGAGUUCACCGAAGACAUGAAGUCGCUACCUCAGUCUCGAUCAGAAUCGGAGGUUACUCCAGCUUCGUACAUGAUCGCCAAGGCUAGACUGAUAUCUUGUUUCGGCAAGAUAGUUGAUCGCAUUCAAUCCGUGUCAUCACCUCCAGCCUACGAGGAGAUAAUGAGGCUGGAUGCUCAGCUUCGUGAAGCUCGUACCCAGAUUCCUCCCCAUCUUCAGAUGAAGUCUCCCUCGGAGCUUGCCACGGUUGCACCCAAUUUGAUCAUGCAGGCGUAUGCGUUGGAACUGAUCUAUCUCAAGUCGCAAUGUAUGCUGCACCGCAAGUUCAUUGCUAGAGGACGUGACUCGCCGCGUUAUGCAUACUCUCGACGAACCUGCAUUGACGCUUCAAUGGAGAUGCUCGCACAUCAGGCUACCCUAUACAUGGAGUCACAAGAUGGUGGCAAGUUGCGAUCGGUCAAGUGGAACAUUUCUUCCCUUACAACCCAUGACUUUUUGCUUGCAGCUAUGAUUGUGUGCCUCGAUCUCUAUCACACUUCCGAGUCAGAUAGGAGCGCAGUCAAGACCUCCUCGUCAAGUCCUUCGUCCCCUUUGACAGGAGAUGUGUGGACGCAAGACCGCAGAGAGCACAUGAUAACAGCGCUGCAGACCUGCGCUCAGAUUUGGGAAAGUCUACGGGACAAGAGUAUGGAAGCCUACAAAGCAUCUACACAGCUUCGUGUAAUGCUUGGCAAACUCAAAUCACAAGAGCAACAGCAGACAGCGAUGAUUGGUGGCAGAGAGCAGCAAUUGCGCAGUGCUAACCAAUAUGGCGUGCGUGGUCACUCUUUCGGGGCCUUCCCUAACGGCCAAGUUUCUGACAUUGUCGAUGAUGAGGUUCCGCCUGAACAUUCUGCUGCUAUGACCUUGGGCCUCUUAUCAUCUGGCGGAGUCAGUCCUAACGCUGGCUUUGCUUCGAACAAUCCUACUUCUCUAGGCAUGGAGACACGCGGAUACCCAGCUAGUAUGGCCGGUUUGCUUAAUGAGCCAAUGUCGGAACGCACGGGACUGACACCUCAAUACGGCGGCGUGGACGUCAAUGGUCCACAAACCGUUCAAGGUGCUGCCUCUCCAUUCACCCAGCUUUUUGGUGCCACCGCACCGGAAGUUGAUUGGGGUGCUUGGGAUUCAUACGUCCAGGGUGAUCCAAUGCAGAUGUGGUCAAUGAAUCUUGAAACGAACCCUCUGGACGCGCAGCAGACUCAACAACAGCAAGUCCAACAAGCGCAGCAACAGCAAUUAGCACAGCAAGCCCAGCAAGCCAGUAUGAACAACAUGUUCAUGGGACCAGGCGCAGCCAACAUGAUGUGA
Molecule: messenger RNA, 2640 nt
Organism: Aureobasidium pullulans EXF-150
Lineage: Eukaryota; Fungi; Ascomycota; Dothideomycetes; Dothideales; Saccotheciaceae
Exons: 3
Coding region: 1-2640 (879 amino acids)
Biological process (GO): regulation of DNA-templated transcription; DNA-templated transcription
Cellular component (GO): nucleus
Molecular function (GO): zinc ion binding; DNA binding; DNA-binding transcription factor activity, RNA polymerase II-specific
Source: RefSeq, a predicted model, not a curated record